Molecule: messenger RNA, 2824 nt
Organism: Canis lupus familiaris (dog)
Lineage: Eukaryota; Metazoa; Chordata; Mammalia; Carnivora; Canidae
Product: serine/threonine-protein phosphatase 4 regulatory subunit 3B-like
Exons: 1
Coding region: 97-2577 (826 amino acids)
Biological process (GO): protein dephosphorylation; DNA damage response
Cellular component (GO): protein phosphatase 4 complex; nucleoplasm
Molecular function (GO): protein phosphatase activator activity
Source: RefSeq, a predicted model, not a curated record
ACAGGCGACCCGGAGGUGCCUCGUGCCGCACGCGAUCCAGAGGCGCCGCACGCCGCUCGCAACCCAAAGGUACUACAAGCUGCACGAGACCCAGAGAUGUCUCACGCCACACGCGAUCCAGAGGCGCCUCAUACCACACGCGAUCCAGUGGCGCCUCAAGCCACAGGCGACCCAGCAGUGCCUCACGCCGAGACCAGGGUCGGGGACAAGAGGCCAGAGAUCACCAUGGCAGAUAAGCGGCACCAUGUAACACUCUACUCACUGAACCAGGACCAAGAAUGGGAAGAGCUAGGCACCGGACACAUCUCUUCCACUUACGUGGAACGCCUCCAGGGCGUGUUUCUGCUAGUUCAGUCUGAUUCCCAUGGCUCACUAAUCUUGGAGUCGAAGAUAAAUUCUAAUACGCCUUAUCAGAAACAACAGGAAACGCUGAUUGUUUGGUCUGAAGCAGAGAACCAUGGUAUGGCGUUAAGUUUCCAGGACACUGAAGGUUGUCGCCAGAUCUGGGAAGACAUUUGCCGGGUUCAAGGUAAAGACCCAUCCGUCGAAAUCACGCAAGACCUCUUGGAAGAAUCUGAAGACGAACAACUGGAUGACAUACUGGAAACUAAUACUGUGCUUGUCCUGCCUAACUGUGAACUCAGUAAACUUGAAGAGAUUUCUGACCUAAUUACCUCUGUUCUCCUUUCACCGAUACAUAAGGAAAGACUGGCUCUGAUCUUAGAAAAUGAGGCCUAUAUUAAAAAUUUGCUGCAGCUGUUCCGCGCUUGUGAGGACCUAGGAGACAUCGCAAACUUACACUAUUUGUAUGAAAUUAUUAAAGGCAUCUUAUUCCUUAACAAGACGGGUCUGUUUGAGAUCCUGUUUUCUGCUGACUGUAUCAUGGAUGUGGUGGGAUGCCUCGAGUAUGACCCUGCUUUGGCUCAGCCAAAAAGGCAUAGGGAAUUCUUGACCCAAAAUGCAAGGUUCAAGGAAAUUGUACCAAUAACAGACUGUGAACUUAUGCAAAAAAUACAUCAAACAUACAAGGUGCAGUACAUUUAUGAUAUCCUUUUGCCUAUACCAUCCGUGUUUGAAGAGAACUUACUCUCUGCUCUUACAGCUUUUAUUUUCCUCAACAAGGUCGAGAUAGUCAGCAUGCUGCAGGAAGAUGACAACUUUUUGCCUGAAGUGUUUGCACAGUUAAGGGAUGAGACUAUAGAUGAUGAUAAACGGCGUGAAUUGCUAUUUUUCUUCAAGGAAUUUUGUGAUUUUUCUCAGACAUUACAUCCUCCAAGGAAGGAUGAGCUAUUCAAAACUUUGACAGAAUUGGGAGUUCUUCCUGUUCUUAAAGUUGUGAUGAGCAUGGAAGAUGUGCAAAUAAGGUCAGCUGCUACUGACAUAUUUACUUACCUUGUGGAGUAUAGUCCAUCCAUGAUUCGAGAAUUUAUUGUGGAAGAAGCCCAGCAGAGUGAAGACGGUAACCUUUUCAUUAAUUUAGUAAUUGAGCAAAUGAUCUGCGACAAUGAUCCUGAGCUAGGAGGUGCUGUUCAUCUAAUGGGACUUCUUCGUGUUCUACUUGAUCCUGAAAACAUGCUAACAACAUCUAAUAAAUGUGAGAGAAGCGAAUUUCUGAAUUUCUUCUAUAAGCACUGUAUACAUAUCUUCAUAGCACCACUUUUUGCCGCCACUGCUGAACGUAUACAUGAAGAGGAUAAUACAGCUGGAUCCGACCAAAACAACAGAAAUUGCCUCAAUAAUUAUCAAACAGCACAGCUGCUUUCUUUAAUUUUAGAGCUGCUCACAUUCUGUGUGGAACAUCACACAUACUACAUAAAGAACUAUAUUUUGAGCAAAGACUUGCUAAGAAGAGUCUUGAUCCUGAUGAAUUCAAAGCACACUUUCCUGAUCUUAUGUGCUCUCCGCUUUAUGAGAAGGAUGAUUGACCUUAAAGAUGAACUUUAUAAUUCUUACAUCAUCAAGGGAAAUCUCUUUGAACCAGUUGUCAGUGCUUUCCUGGAUAACGGAACUCGGUACAAUAUGUUAAAUUCUGCUGUUAUUGAGCUGUUUGAAUACAUAAGAGUGGAAAAUAUCAAAUCUCUGGUUGCACAUAUAGUUGAAAAUUUUUAUGAAACACUUGAAUCGAUUGAAUAUGUUCAGACAUUCAAAGGAUUGAAGAUUAAAUAUGAAGAAGAGAAAGACCGGCAAAGUCAAAUACGGAAGAAUUUACAUUCUGUAACGUAUAGUAAAAUAUUUCACAGAAGUGCCAGAGUUUUGGAGAAGAAGGAAGAAAGAUGUCUUAAAGAAAAUUCAGAGGAAAGAGAAGCAGUUAGGCCACCACUGGAAAAUGAUUUUCAAGGUCAUUAUGAUAAAUUUGUGGAGACUAAAAAACCAAAAGAAAAUGAAGACAGAGUAGAUCUUCAUAAGACAGCAACUUCUGGUGGCUACAAAAUCACCUCAUCCCAUUCUGCUGGUACGGCUAAUGGAACAAGUAGCCUGAAUGGUCGCAGCAUGGUUGGCUUAGUGAAUCGUCCUGAUGAAGAAAAAGAUAAGGAAGAAGAGACAUCUCCCAGGAAAAGACAACAUCUUAACCUGUAAAACCUUUAGGGGAGAUCCUCAACAUUACUAAACUCUAUGUUAUGAAAGUUCUGUAAACGUCAGUUAGCUGAAAAGUCUGAAUCCAAAAGCUUUCUUAUUUGAAUUUAUAAGUAUACAAUAAGUAGUAAAGAUGCUCAGUGUCAUCACCUAGGAGGGUUUAGUUCCAUAAAAACCAAACUUCACGGAAUUAAAAAAAAAAAAAAACCAACUAACCGGAACCUGAAUGAUAACUUCUUUGCAAGAAAAA